Molecule: messenger RNA, 708 nt
Organism: Arachis duranensis
Lineage: Eukaryota; Viridiplantae; Streptophyta; Magnoliopsida; Fabales; Fabaceae
Exons: 2
Coding region: 1-708 (235 amino acids)
Biological process (GO): DNA integration
Molecular function (GO): nucleic acid binding
Source: RefSeq, a predicted model, not a curated record
AUGGUUCUUGGUCAUAAGAUCUCUAAAAGAGGCAUAGAAGUGGACAAGGCGAAGGUGGAAGUAAUCAAAAAGUUGCCCCUACCUUGCAAUGUCAAGGCAAUCAGAAGCUUUUUGGGACAUAUUGGGUUCUAUAGGAUGUUUAUUAAAGAUUUUUCAAAGAUUGCAAAACCCUUAGAAACCUACUUGUCUCAAAUACUCCCUUUGUCUUUGAUAGAGAGUUGUGCUGAUGGAAUCUUGAGAAGGUGCAUUUCCCAUGAGGAAGGACAAGAAGUGCUUUGGCAAUGUCAUGGAUCUACAUAUGGAGGCCAUUUUAGUGGGGAAAGAACCGCAGCCAAGGUGUUACAAUGUGCGUUCUACUGGCCAACCAUUUUCAAUGAUGCAAAGGAAUUGGUGUCAAAAUGUGAUGAAUGUAAAAGAGUUGGGAACCUAUCCAAGAAAAACGAUAUACCACAACAAUUCAUACUAGAACUUAAACUAUUUGAUGUAUGGGGGAUUGACUUCAUGGAUCCAUUUCCCACCUCAUACGUAAAUGAGUACAUUCUAGUGGCAAUGGACUAUGUCUCCAAGUGGGUAGAGGCUAUUGCAACCCCAACAAAUGACAAUAGUGUGGUCAUGAGCUUCCUUAGGAGAAACAUCUUCAGCCGAUUUGGAGUACCUAAAGCCCUCAUUAGUAAUGGAGGGACACACUUCUGUAACAGACCAUUGUAG